Aspergillus campestris IBT 28561 is the source of this 802-nucleotide messenger RNA. Its product is annotated as lytic polysaccharide monooxygenase auxiliary activity family 9 protein. NCBI's taxonomy places the organism in Eukaryota, Fungi, Ascomycota, Eurotiomycetes, Eurotiales, Aspergillaceae. The transcript has 2 exons. The record is from RefSeq and is a predicted model, not a curated record. The coding region runs from base 47 to 802 and encodes 251 amino acids.
UUUGAUAACUUGUUUCUAUCACUUCUAUCCUCACUUUUCCCUCACCAUGAGCUUCUCCAAGAUUGCCUCUCUCACCGGCUUGCUGGCCUCGGCCUCGCUCGUUGCCGGACACGGCUACGUCUCCGGUAUCGUUGCCGACGGCAAAUACUACGACGGAUACCUCGUCGACAAGUACGCCUACGGAGAUGACGCCCCCGACACCAUCGGCUGGUCGACCACGGCCACCGACCUAGGCUUCGUAGACGGCACCCAGUACGACAGCGACGACAUCAUCUGCCACGAGGAGUCGAAGCCCGGUGCCCUGACGGCGCCCGUGACCGCCGGCUCCAAGGUCGACCUUCAGUGGACGGAGUGGCCCGAGAGCCACCACGGCCCCGUGAUCACGUACCUGGCGGACUGCGGCGCCGACUGCUCAGCGGUCGACAAGACGACCCUCAAGUUCUUCAAGAUCGACGCCAAGGGCGUCACCGACCCGGAGGCUGCGAACCCCGGCGUCUGGGCCUCGGACGACUUGAUCGCCAAUAACGGCACCUGGACCGUGACGAUCCCAGCCGCCAUCGCGGACGGCAACUACGUGCUCCGCCACGAGAUCAUCGGCCUCCACUCCGCCGGCCAGGUCGACGGCGCGCAGAACUACCCCCAGUGCGUCAACAUCAAGGUUACUGGCGGCGGUGACGCCAAGCCCGAGGGAACCGCGGGCCCUGCUCUGUACAAGGACACCGACCCCGGCAUCCACUUCGAUCUGUACCAGGGUGACCUGACCAGUUAUAAGAUGCCCGGGCCGGAGCUGUUCAAGGCUUAA